AUGAACAAUACUUUUAAGUUAAAUAAGAAACGAAAAACAGUAUACGAGUCAUAUAAUAUAAAUAUAUCAAAUAAAAAACGAUACAUGUGUAAUGAUAAUAAAAUGGAUAAUGAUAAUAAUGAUAUGAAUGAAAAAAAAUAUUUUAAGAAUUCGUCUUCAAUAAAAAAUAGAGGAAAUUAUAAUAAAAAUGAUGAUAAAUCAUAUGAUAUGUAUGAAAGAAGAAGUAUGAUAGAUAGAGAAGAGAAUGCAUCGAGUAAUAAUUAUAAAAAUAAAUAUAAAAAUAAAAAUAAUAAUAGUAGUAGUAAUUUUAAAAAUGAUGAUAUGCAUAAAAAUAAUAUAAACCAUAUGGAUAGUAGAAAAAAUACUUAUUAUUAUCAUAAAGGAAAUUUAGAUGGAAGAAAAGAACAUUUAGGCAAUAAAAGUUAUGAAACAAAAAAUAAUAAUGAUAAUUCAUAUAAUAUAAAAAAAUAUAAUUAUAAUAUAGCUAAAAAUAAAUAUAAUAAUAGUGAUAGACAUAAUAUAGAUAAUAAGUUAUAUAAAUUUUUUGAUGAUAAAAGUGAGAAAAAAAAUAACAACACACAUACUUAUGGUAACAAGAAUAAUAAUGAAUUUAAUACAUUCAAUGAUAAUAAACAAAAUAAUUUGUCUUAUCAAUCUAAUAAUAUAACACAAGUUGUUCAUCCCACAUAUAAUAAUAAUAGUAAUGAUGAUGAUGGUGGUGGAAUAAAAAAUAGAAAAGAUAUUUCAUUAUCAACAUAUGGAUAUAAUAACAUAAAUAAUAAUAAUUUAUUAAAUGAUAAUACAUCUUAUAUAAACCAGUAUAAUAAUAAUAAUAAUAAUAAUAAUAAUAAAAAUAAUAAUAACGAUGGAGGGAACCGAUUUGUAAACAACAGACAACAUAAUAAUAAUUUCAAUUAUAACUAUAAAAAUGUUAAAGCAUAUAAGGAUAAAUAUAAAAACGGAGAUUCAUUUAAAUCUUCUGUUUAUAAUGCAGAACAACGUGAUAAUAGGGAUAAUAAUUAUUAUCAAGAGGGUCAUAAACAUAAUGUGAGGCAUAAUAUAAAAGCUGAUACAUCUAAUAAUUUUAAUGGUCACAAAAAUUUUGGAAGUUUUAGAAAUAAGCAGCAAAUGAAAGACAAAAAAAAAUUCUUUAAAAAUAAUGAAAGGGGCACUUCAAUUAAUCGUCACAGCAUGCACAAUAAUAAUAUUAAUAAUAAUAAUAUUAAUAGUAGUAGUAAUUAUAAUUAUAAUUAUAAUUGUGAUUAUAAUAAUUAUUAUGAUGGUGAGGAAGAGAGAAAUAAUAAAAGUCAAAACCGGGGUGAUAGAAAUUCAGAUGAAAUAUUCGAAAAAGAUAGUGUUAUAAGUUUAUAUGAUUCAAAUGACAAUUCAAACAUGAUAGAAAAAAUGGAUUAUAAAAAUGAAGAGAAAGACAAAAACAAAAUAAAAAUAUUAUUAACAGAAGAUAAUAUGAACAACGCACAAAGUAAUAUAGAAAAGUUGUCUAUAUAUAAAUCAAGAAAUGAAAUAAUAGAAAUGAUUGAAAAAAACGAUGUAACAUUUAUAAAUGGAGAAACAGGGUCAGGUAAAUCUACUUGUGUUCCUAAAUUUUUAUUAGAAGAAAAUAUUUUAGAAAAUAAAAAAAUUAAUAUUAUAGUAACAGAACCUAGAAGAAUAGCAUGUAUAGCAUUAUCUAAAAUAUUAUGUGAAUUAACAAAUGAACAAUUAGGAGAAAAAAUCGGUUAUAGAAUAUCUGGAGAAUCAUUAUAUGAUAAUGAAAAAACUGUUAUAACAUAUAUAACUAUUGGAUAUUUAUUUAAAUUAUUUUUACAUCAUAAAAAUAUGUAUAAAAAAUUUACACAUGUUAUAAUAGACGAAAUACAUGAUAGAAGUAUAUUAUUAGAUAUUGUGUUGUUGUUUAUAAAAUUAUAUUUGCAUAAUAAACAGAAAGAUGAACAGAUGUUUAAAUUAAUUAUUAUGUCUGCAACUAUGCAGAGUAAUUUAUUUUAUUCUUAUUUUGAGCACCCAAAUAUUAAAAUGGGUUCUAUAUUUAUAGGUACCAAAAUUUAUAGUAUUGAUACAUUUUAUAUAGAGGAUAUAAUAAAUUACACAAGAUAUGGUACUAGAAAAAUAUAUAGUGACAAUAAAAUAUGUGAUGACAAUAAAAUAGGUGGUGACGAUAAAAUUUUUGGUGACGAUAAAAUUUGUGGUGAUGGUAAUAAUAAUUAUGUUAAAGAAAGUGUUAUCGAAUUCAUUCUUAGAAAAAAAAAUUGUAAUAAAAUAAAUUUAUCAAGAAAUUCAGAAAUGUUGUUAUAUAAAAUAAAGAGUGAAUACGAUAAAAAUAUACAUAUGUUUAAUAAUAAUAAUAAUAAUAAACAUUGUAAUGAUAAAAAUAAGGACUUGGAUGUAGAUGAGAUAAUCCCAGCAAAUGUAUUUUCUAAUAUAUCUAAUCUUUGUUUAGAACUUGUUUAUAAUUUAUGUUUGAAAGGAGACAGUGUUAUAAUAUUUCUAUCAGGCAUGCAGGAUAUAACAGAUAUGUAUCAUCAAUUGAGUAUGAUAAUAAAUAAUGGAAUGGGCAAUCCAUCCAACAAUAAUGUGGAAAAUAUGAAUAAUAUGAAUAAUAUGAAUAGUGAGGAUAAUAUGAAUAAUAUGAAUAAUAUGGAUAGUAUGAAUAAUAUGGAUAAUUCUUUUAUGUAUCAUCGUAAGGAUGUAAGAAUACACAUUCAUAUGUUACACAGCUGUUUGUAUGAUAAUACGAUUCACAAAAUAAAACACAAUGACACUGACAUUAAUAUCUUUUUAUCUUCCAAUAUAGCUGAGAGUUCAAUUACCAUACCUAAUGUUAGAUUAGUUAUUGAUUUUUGUAUUCAAAAAAAUAUUGAAUAUAAUGAUAAAAAAAAAGCACAUAUAUUAGUUAAGAAAUGGAUAAACAAAUCUUCUAUGGAACAGAGAAAAGGUAGAUGUGGAAGAACAUGUCAUGGUAUUUGUAUCAGAAUGAUAAGUAAGAAUUUUUUGAAUCUUUUAAGAGAUCAUAAAAUAUCUGAAAUAUAUACACAUAGUUUACAUUUAUUAUAUUUAUAUAUUUUAAAAAGUAUGCCUGUUUUAAACAGUUUAAUUAAUAAAAGAAAUGAAACACUUGGAUGUCAAAAUAGAAAUGUAGAUAAUCUAAAUGAUGUAAAAGUUCAAAAUAAAUUAAUUUCUAAUUAUGAAACAUCAGAAAAAAAUAUAUCACAUGUAGAAAAUAAAAAAUUAUCUAUAUAUGAUGUAUUAAGUAUGAUUAUUGAGAAACCAUCUAGACAAAAAAUAAAAAGUACAAGGUAUGAACUUGAAAAGGUAAAAGCUGUCAUAAAAAUAAAAGAUAAAUUAUUUAUAUCUAUUAUUGGUCAAAUAAUGAUUCGUUUUAAUUUGAGCAUAAAUUUAUGUAGACUUCUAUUAUAUGGUGUUCUCUUAGAUGUAACAUUUGAUACAAUAAUUAUCAUAAGUAUAUUAAAUACAAAUGAUAUUUUUCCUAAUAUUAAUUUAUAUUCAUCAAAGAAUAUUUAUUCUUAUGCUGUAUCUUUAGAAGUUUCUUCUAAACAAAAAUCUUAUUUUGAUGGGAACACAUAUUCAGAACCCAUCAUGCUAAGAAAUGUGUUCUUAGAAUGGUUGUGUGUAUUUUUAUUAUAUGUCCAAGGUUUAAAAAAAGAAAAUAAAUUCAAUAGAAAAGAAUUAAAAACAUAUUAUAUGAAUACAUGUUCUAUUAUGAAUAAGAGAAAUCAUAUUAAUGCAAAAAAACUUUUGUGUGUUAUAAAUAGUGUACACAAUUUAUGUAAGAAAAUCUUAAAAAUAUUAAAUAAAAAUAGUAACGCAUAUGAAUCAUGUCUAUAUUUAUUAUAUCUCUUACGAGGAGCAUCAGAUAUAAAUUAUAAUAAUGCAAAUACAAACAUUAAUGAUACUACAAAGGUUAUUAUUAAUAAUGUUGUUACGAUGGGUGAUACACAUAUGGAUGAAAUUAAUGGAAUGAAUGUAUUUAAUAUUGUAACAAAAUAUUGUCUUUUUGAUUAUUCUAAUCAAAAUUUAUAUUUGAAAUUUUUAUUUAGUUUAUCAUUUACUCCUUUGUUUAUACACGGAUCACCAAAUUUGCCUUUAAGAGAUUUAAAUGAAGGCAAGAAGAAAAGUAAAAAAUUAAUGACGGUAUUAAAUUUUAUGAUUGAUAAUAAAUUAGAUGUAAAGAAUUGUAUAUAUUUUAGUGGUAUAUAUAUUCCAGAUAUAAAUAUAUUAAAAAGAGCAAUAUGUAUCAUGUGUCCAUAUUUGUCAUUUGAUAUAUAUGUGAGUAAAAAUAUAUAUUAUGUAUAUUUUCAUAAUAAUAAUAAUAAUAGAAAUGUUGAUGAUUUUAGUUUUUAUAAUAAGAGUAUAUGUGAUAGGACAGAUAUAGAUAUGACAGUUAAUGCAUAUAUUAAUCUAACACAACAGGGUCAUGAUACUAAUGGAAUUACAUCAUUAGGAUUACCACCACUUAUGAAUAAUAUUAAUAUGUAUGGUAGUAAUAAUAAUAUUAAUAUGUAUGGUAAUAAUUAUAUUAAUAUGUAUUGCCCAUACAAUGGAAUGAUCAGUUAUAAUAAUAACAAUGUUAUGAAUUCACAGAAUAAUUAUAUGAUGAAAAUGAUAAUGUCAAAUUAUUAUUCUGAAUCCUUUUUAAAUUUAACUAGUGGGAAAAAUUAUCCAGAUAUUAUAGAAAAAAUAAAAAGUAAAUUAUUAUAUAAAUAUAAUAAUAAUGUUGAAAAAUGUAUUUUUAAUAAUUUAUAUAAUAAUAUUCUUAAUUUAAUACAACCAGUUAAUGCAAUCGUACCUGUGUAUUCUAAUAAGUAUGAUGAAAUUAAUAAUGCAUCUAUAUGUACAAAUUUUAUAAACAUGUUUUCAAAUGGCAAAUGGACAUUCUCCAUUCCAUUAUUUAAUCCUAAUAAAAGGAAAUGUGAAAUAAGUGAAUAUUUUAAUCAUAAAUAUGAACUGAAAAAACCAAAGCAUUUAUUUCUAGCUAAGUGGACCUUUUUAAAUACAGAUAAUUAUAAAAUAAAAAAAAAUAAAAAACAAACAGAAAAUUUAAUAGAUACUAAUAAUGGUCUUACUAUAAAUGAUAAUAAUAAUAAUAAUAAUAAUAAUAUCAACAACAAAAAUAUUAAUAAGGAUAAUAUAAAUGAUUAUUCUUUAAAUGACCAGGAGGAUGAACCCUACAAAAGGGGAUAUUAUUAUGAUGAUAAUGAUGAUAAUGAUGAUAAUGAUAAUGAUAAUGAUGAUAAUGAUGAUAAUGAUAAUUGUGAUAAUGAUAAUUGUGAUGAUAAUUAUUUAAGUAAUUCCAAAAUCGAUAGUGAUAAUAAUACUCAUAAGAAUAAUCAUGAUGAGUAUGAUGGUAAUGAUUCCAGUUCUAUAUGUAGUGAUCAGAAUAAAAAAUCGAAACAAAAAAAAAUGAAAUGUAAUUUAAAUUUCAGAUCAGUACUUGGAUUUUUAUCUAUAUGUCCAUUUAAUUUUGAUAUACAAAGAAAUAUAUAUGAUAAACAAACUACAGAUAUAUUUGCUGUAUGUUCAAGUAUUGAUUAUAGUUAUACUAAUGAUACAUAUACAUGGGUAAAUUAUGUUACUGUCCUUCCAAAUAAAUAUUUUCUAACUUUUUUCUUAUCAUCUAUUCCUUAUCAUGAUAAUGUUAUUAUUCAAACAAGAACAAAUUUAUAUAACUCUGAUAUAUUAUCCAUAAAAAUAUUUGAUUCAAAAGAAAUUAUUUUAAAAAAUAUGAAAAAAAUUAAACAUAAAAAUAAAACAAAUACAACCAAUUAUUAUGAUACAGAUUCGACAAUCAAUAAUCCAAAUAUUACUAAGCAUGAUUUAUUGAGAAUAAAUUAUUUUCGUUAUACCAUUUCAAAAUUAUUGUUAUCAUUAACGUUGUCAUUUAAUCGUCAAGAAAUUGAACAGAAUAUGCAGGAUCUUAAAGUAAGUGAUAAGAGUAAAAGGAAAAGUGUGAUGCUUGAUAAGGUCAAACCAAAUAACUACAACAGUGUUGAUGGGUGUGAAAAAAAUGUUAAUGGUAUUAAUAGUGAUGUUAAUAAUAAUCAUAAUGAUGUUAAUAAUAAUCAUAAUGACGUUAAUGGUAAUCAUAAUGAUGUUAAUGGUAUUAAUAGUAAUGUUAAUAGUAAUAAUAGUGAGGGUAACCAAAAAGACAAUUGUGAUGAUGAAGAGGAGGAAUAUUUUAGUGACGAAGAUAUAAUGAGUGAUAUAGAAGAAAAUAAUAUUUUAAAGGAAAAUUUAUAUUUAAAACAAAUAGUUAUAAAUAUGAUAGAAGAAAAUAAUAUGGAUUAUAUAAAUUAUAAUAAAUAUAAUAUGGAUAAUAUAGAUAUGGAUGAACAUUUUAAUUUACAAUAUUUAUAUGAAGAUGAAAAUUUUAUAAAUCUAAAUGAAAAAUGGAAUAAUAACAAAGGAGAAAUUUUAAUGAGUACAUAUGAUUAUUUAUAUAACACUUUAAAAAAUGAAAAUGAUUAUAAUCAAUAUAAUAAUAAUUAUAAUAAUAAUAAUUAUUAUAAUAAUAGUAACAGUUCAUUUAUGGUUAAAAAUAUAAAAGAAAAAGCUUUAAAUUCUUUAGAAGCUGUAAAAAAUAGUUAUUUAAAUAAUAAUUUUUCUAUACAAGUACAAAAUACAAUGAAUGCUUAUGAAAGAACUAAUUCUGAAGAUUUCAUUUUCUUUCAACCAAUAAAUAUUUCUCCAAUUAAAGAAGCAAAUUAUAAGUUAAGGUCAAUGUAUUACAAUGAGGUAGCACCCACCACAGACAAAUUUAGGAGAACAAAUAGACAAAUAUAA
Plasmodium adleri (nom. inval.) is the source of this 6819-nucleotide messenger RNA. Its product is annotated as DEAD box helicase, putative. The coding region runs from base 1 to 6819 and encodes 2272 amino acids. Lineage: Eukaryota; Apicomplexa; Aconoidasida; Haemosporida; Plasmodiidae. Gene Ontology annotation, cellular component: nucleus; intracellular anatomical structure. The record is from RefSeq and is a predicted model, not a curated record. The transcript has a single exon. Gene Ontology annotation, molecular function: ATP binding; RNA binding.